Messenger RNA from Plectropomus leopardus (leopard coralgrouper), 3465 nucleotides. RefSeq names its product phosphatidylinositol glycan anchor biosynthesis class G (EMM blood group) (gene pigg). Gene Ontology annotation, biological process: GPI anchor biosynthetic process. Lineage: Eukaryota; Metazoa; Chordata; Actinopteri; Perciformes; Serranidae. The record is from RefSeq and is a predicted model, not a curated record. Gene Ontology annotation, cellular component: endoplasmic reticulum membrane.
AGUAUGUAUGGCUCCAGCGCUAACUCGUAUUAGUGUUUUUAUUCGUAAUUACAGCCUAAAAGAUAGAAUUAAGAGCUAAUUUAUUAAAUACCGAGACACGUUGCUUCAUGGUAUGUUGUUUAACUCUGCGCCCGCCUAAAAUGGGAUGUUUUUCUUUCCGUCUUCUAUAUUUGGGUGAACUCUGCAGGAAGCGUCAUGUCGGUUGCUAGCUAGCAAGUUAUCUUCCUAACACACUCGUCCCUUAAAGUGUCCGUCAGCCAGCAACAUGAAAGUCCGCUCGUCUGUGUUUGCCUCGUUCAUUUUAAUAUUUGAAGUGAUUGGCGUCGCCCUCUUCCUGCGGGGAUUUUUUCCUGUGCCUGUUAAGUCUUCUCUCUCAUCCAAGAACAGGCUGUCAGAUCUGCCAGCGGAGCCGCUGACAGGAGGCGCUCCUAACUCCUCUCGCCUCCCCCAGCCCCUGUUUAAAAGGGUGGUUAUUAUGUUAGUGGAUGCCCUCCGGGAGGACUUUGUGUUUGGACCCAAUGGUCGCAUGAAUAUGCCCUACACCAGACACCUGGUGGAGAGGGGCUCAUCGCACAGCUUUGUGGCCAAGGCAAGACCUCCGACAGUCACCAUGCCCAGGAUCAAGGCUCUAACCACUGGCAGUAUCCCAGGCUUCAUUGAUGUGGUAAUGAACCUGAAUUCUCCUGCACUGCUGGAAGACAACCUCGUUUGGCAAGCCAAAACAGCAGGGAAGAGGAUGGUCUUCUACGGAGACGACACCUGGGUGCGCCUCUUCCCCAAACACUUCAUGGAGUACGACGGCACGACCUCCUUUUUUGUGUCCGACUACACUGAGGUUGACAACAAUGUGACCCGUCACUUGGAUAGCACCCUAAAGAGAGACGACUGGGACAUUUUGAUCCUCCACUACCUGGGACUUGACCACAUCGGUCACAUCAGUGGACCUCACAGCUCUCUCAUCCAGCCUAAACUGCUGGAGAUGGACGACAUCCUGAAGAAGAUUCACAGCGCCCUCGUUUCAAAGGAGGCAGAGGGAUCCUUGCCCUACCUGCUGGUUCUGUGCGGAGACCAUGGCAUGUCAGAGACGGGCAGCCACGGAGGCUCCUCGGAGCCAGAAGUCAAUACGCCCCUGGUGCUCAUAAGCCCGGCCUUCAAAAGAAAAGGGGGAAUGGAGAAGCCUGGAGUGGUGGAGCAGGUUGACCUGACUCCAACCCUGGCCCUGGGACUUGGCCUGCCCAUAUCUCAGAACAGCGUGGGUCGCGUCAUCCCGGGCGUCUUGGAGGAAACCUCACUGCGAGACCAGCUGCGCUUCCUGCAUCUCAAUGGCCACCAGCUCAGCUGCCUACUCAAAGACAGCAUGCCCGACUACGAGAAAGAGGCAGGCUUUGAGCAUUUCCGCGUGGCAGAAAAGGCUCAUGGGAGCUGGAUGAAGCUCUUAAUGGAGGGCAACACCUCUGAGGUGCUCUCCAGCAUGGGCAAAAAGGUGCUGAAGCAGUAUCUGGAGGCCCUGACUGCCAUGAGCUCGGCCCUCAGCAAACAGCUGGGAAAGUACGACAUGUACUCCAUGAUCGCAGGCAUGGUGUUCGUGUUUCAGCUCCUGUUGGUCUUACUGCUGGCGAUGCCUGAAGCCCUCAGCGGUGACGCAGCAGUGGACCUCCCGGUCCUCUCAGCUCUGCUCUCCUUGCCUUUCUACCUCCUGUGCCUGCUGCUCGCUUCAGUGCACGUCUUGGUGUGCACGUCGGCAGAGAGCUCCUGUUACUUCUGCAGCCUCUCCUGGGGUCUGGUGUUUGCUGCUGUUGCCUUCUCCUCAGCAAUGUUUUGUAUUCUUGUCUCCAUGGCAACGCGCCGACUCCCCCUGGGACCAAAGAUUCACGGGAAGUCUCCAUUGCGGAGCAGCGAGUGGUCACUGUCAGAGCUGGAUGUGUUGCUGCUGGCCGGCACGGUCGGACACACUCUCAGCUUGGCGGCCAGCAGCUUCGUAGAGGAAGAGCACCAAACCUGGUACUUCCUGCUCAACACCCUCUGCCUCGCCGUCUUCCAGGAUGUCUGCCGCAAAUACUUCAGAGAGCAGAGAGGUUCUGGAGAAGAAGAAGAGUCUAUCCUCCCUUCCAAAGACAGUCAUCCCUCUGCUCACCCCAAGGCUGAGAUUUCCUCAGAGAAGUGGCUAGCGUUAGCCACUCCGCCAUUCACUCUGGUCUGCUGCCGACUGCUGCGCUCCCUCAACCAGACCGGAGUGCAGUGGGCUCAUCUUCCAGACGUGGGACACUGGCUCAACAGCUCGGAGCACAGGACCGUACUCUCCCUGCUGGCUGCCUUCUGUUUGGUUCUUAUCUACCUCCUGGUUCAAAGACGGUGCUCGUGGGUCUCCAAGGUUGCCCUCGCUCUCGGACUUUUGGGUGUCUACAGCUACCGGGCAGCUGUCGGCAAUGUCUUGUUUCCCUGGCAACACUCGGGUCGAACUACGUCCAAGGGAACGGUGGAGGCGCGCUUUGUUUACGUCUUCAUCUUGGGCAUCCUCUUCACGGGCACCAAAGACCUGUUGCGAUCCCAAAUUCUCACAGCAGAUGCCAAGUUGAAGAGCAGGGGAUUAUGGGAGAUUUACAGCGGCUUGGUCUUGUUGGUUUCCCUGUUGUUUCGUGCUCACAACCUGCCGGUCCUCUGCUGCUGCCUGUUAAUCCAGACUCUCAUGGCUCAGUUUAUCUGGAAGAAACUCCAUUAUGACGCAGCCCAAACCACCAUCAUGCAUUACUGGUUCGGACAGGCCUUCUUUUACUUUCAGGGUAAUUCCAACAACAUCGCCACUGUGGACAUCUCAGUCGGCUUUGUUGGGCUGGAAAGUUACGUUGAAGCGCCUGCCAUCUUCCUAACGGCCCUCAGCACUUACGCGGGGCCCCUGCUGUGGGCGUGUCACCUCGUCUGCUACCUCAGCUCAGAGAGAGACAGGAGCCCGGUUGCAGUCGGCCAUGGCUGCUACUGCUUGGCCCUGCUGCGGUCUGUGCCAGCUGCAGCCUACAUUGUGCUGGUAACUGCUCUGCGGUACCAUCUCUUCAUAUGGAGCGUCUUUUCACCCAAAUUACUGUAUGAGUCCAUGCACCUGCUGCUGACUGCAGGAGUCUGUCUCUUUUUCAACACGAUGGAGCAAAGCCACAAUUCCAGUAAGUCUUAGUAGGGGGGGAGCAAAGACACAGAUCAUCCUUUAAGAGAAGUCCAAGAGUACGGCCAUGUCUCUUCAUACUGUGUGUAAGACUGAUACACACUAUAAUAUGCUUUCCCUCACGCUGUAGUAUCCUGAUCUCUUCAUAAUACGGGAACAGACGCUUCACAAAGGCUCCUCCUUCUCAACUCUGUAGGUUUGGUUUGCAAAAAAUACUUUGAGAAUGCACUAACAAUGUAUUUUUUGAGCAGUCUAUUUAAAUAUUUCAUUCUUUCCAAGGAAAAUGAAUAAAAGUGAAACGAUACAAAGGA